Telopea speciosissima is the source of this 1124-nucleotide messenger RNA. RefSeq lists its product as uncharacterized. Gene Ontology annotation, molecular function: nucleotide binding. The transcript has 2 exons. The record is from RefSeq and is a predicted model, not a curated record. NCBI's taxonomy places the organism in Eukaryota, Viridiplantae, Streptophyta, Magnoliopsida, Proteales, Proteaceae. Bases 41 to 1123 code for a protein of 360 amino acids.
UUGGCUCAGCUUCCUCUCGUCUCUUUGCAGUUUAGCAGACAUGGCCGAAACGCCAAUCCGAUUCGGUAUUCUGGGCUGUGCAGGUAUAGCGCGUAAGCUAUCGAGAGCCAUAACCAUCUCUCCCAAUUCUAUACUCUACGCUAUCGGUAGCCGUUCCCUUGACAAGGCCAAGAAAUUCGCUGCGGAGAAUGGUUUCCCUCCGUCGGCGAAGAUCUAUGACAGCUACGAAGCUGUACUCGAUGACCCAGAUGUGGACGCUGUGUAUGUGCCGCUUCCGACAAGCCUGCACGUGAAGUGGGCCGUGCUGGCUGCGGAGAAGAAGAAGCACUUGCUGCUUGAGAAGCCCGUGGCAUUGAACGUGGCAGAGUUUGAUCUGAUCAUCGAGGCCUGUGAGGCCAAUGGUGUUCAGUUCAUGGACGGAACCAUGUGGAUGCACCACCCUAGGACUGCCAAGAUGAGUGAGUUCCUCGCUGAUUCGCAGCGUUUCGGUCAGCUCACGACGGUUCACAGCAUCUUUACAAACGCUGGUGACGAAGAUUUUCUCAAGAAUGACAUCCGUGUAAAGCCAGAGCUUGAUGGGCUUGGGGCUCUUGGUGAUAUUGGUUGGUACUGCAUCAGGUCCAUAUUGUGGGCUGUUAACUAUGAACUGCCCAAGACAGUAACUGCUCUCCGUGGAGCUAUUCUUAAUGAAGCAGGAGUGAUCUUGGCUUGUGGAUCUUCUUUAGAGUGGGAGGAUAGGAAGACAUCAACUUUCUAUUGCUCAUUCCUCUCCAAUUUGACCAUUGAUAUUACUGUGAUUGGAACCAAAGGAACUCUACAUAUUCAUGAUUUUGUUAUCCCUCAUGAAGAGGAAACUGCUUCAUUUACCGCUGCUUCUAAGAGUGGAUUCAAGGAGUUCGCCACAGGUUGGGAUCCAUUGCCUUCUCAGUGUGUGGUCGCAACAGAUAUUCCUCAGGACGCCAGCAUGGUGAGGGAGUUCUCAAGAUUGGUGAAGAGUAUAAAAGAGGGUGGUUCCAAACCAGAGAAUAAAUGGCCCAGUAUCAGCAGGAAGACACAACUGGUUCUGGAUAAAGUCAAGGAAUCCAUUGAGAAAGGUUUCGAACCAGUCCAGGUUGGGGCUUAAU